AUGAAUUCUGAAACAAAGAUCGAACCAAAGCUCUUAAAUAUUACCUCUUCCAUUUCCGAGUCACAAACGCGUCGCCUCCUCCACUCUACAGCAACGACGGCCGCGGCUUCUCCUUUUCCAACUCUCGGUGUUCUCUCACUCUCCUCUUCUCCUUGUUUCUUCUUACGGCAACGAAUGGUGGAAGGUUGCAGAAUUCUUGGACAGUUUUGUUUGGUUGUGGAUAGGUGGCUCACGAACAUAUGA
This is a messenger RNA of Lathyrus sativus (Indian pea), 243 nucleotides long. The record is from the annotation of a GenBank genome assembly. Lineage: Eukaryota; Viridiplantae; Streptophyta; Magnoliopsida; Fabales; Fabaceae.